Molecule: messenger RNA, 518 nt
Organism: Vigna radiata var. radiata (mung bean)
Lineage: Eukaryota; Viridiplantae; Streptophyta; Magnoliopsida; Fabales; Fabaceae
Exons: 2
Coding region: 114-395 (93 amino acids)
Source: RefSeq, a predicted model, not a curated record
UCUCUUUAGUACUGUGCCACCUAUUUAAGCACAAACCUUUGUGCUCUCUCUCUCAUCUUAUUCAAGUGCUCUCCUUGUCAUCCAAUAACUUGGUGUGCUGUUCAUCCUCUAAGAUGCAGAGAAACCUCAUGAAGCUGCUACUGCUGCUCGUUAUCUUUUUCUACUUCUCAUGUCUUUUUUCUGCCUCUGCUUUUCCUGUAACAAGUAAGAUUUUCUUUGGAUUUUUAACUCAAUAUUCUUCACUUUUCUUUGAGCAUGUCCUUGGAAAUGGUGAUGAAGUGGUGGUUGAUAUGAAAGAAGAAGUUACAGAGAGAAGGGUUUAUUUGGAAACUGAAGAUUAUGAAGGGACUGGAGCAAACAGAGAUCAUGAUCCAAAAUCUCCAGGAGGGGUUUAAUCCCAAAAACUACUAUAUAUUUUCAUGAACUUAGUUGCAUCCAGAAAUGUAUAAGAGAAUUAAUUAACUUACAUAUAUUUGGCCUUUCUACUUGUAUAAUCAAAUACGAAUUAUUUUGCUUUC